This is a messenger RNA of Heterostelium album PN500, 1134 nucleotides long. Its product is annotated as OBG GTPase family GTP-binding protein. Lineage: Eukaryota; Evosea; Eumycetozoa; Acytosteliales; Acytosteliaceae. Gene Ontology annotation, biological process: cytoplasmic translation. Bases 1 to 1134 code for a protein of 377 amino acids. The record is from RefSeq and is a predicted model, not a curated record. The transcript is spliced from 5 exons. Gene Ontology annotation, molecular function: GTPase activity; GTP binding. Gene Ontology annotation, cellular component: cytoplasm.
AUGAGAAUCGAAAGAACUUCAUCGAAAAUGAGUAUUGUACAAAAGAUUAAGGAAAUUGAGGACGAGAUGGCUCGUACCCAAAAGAAUAAGGCUACAUCUUUUCAUUUGGGUGUCUUGAAGGCAAAGUUGGCUAAAUAUAAACGUGAGUUAUUGUUGGGACCAUCAAAGGGAGCUGCUGCCGGUGCAGGUGAAGGUUUCGAUGUAUCGAAAGCUGGUGAUGCUCGUGUCGGUUUGAUUGGUUUCCCGUCGGUCGGUAAGUCAACACUCUUGACCAAACUCACAGGAACCCGUUCAGAGGUUGCAUCGUACGAGUUCACUACGCUCACUUGUAUUCCCGGUGUCAUCCAGUACAACGGUGCCAAGAUCCAGUUGCUCGAUCUCCCGGGUAUCAUCGAAGGUGCCAAAGACGGAAAGGGUCGUGGUCGUCAGGUUAUCGCCGUCGGUCGUACCUGCAACUUGAUCUUGAUCGUGCUCGACGCCAUGAAACCGUUGGUUCACAAGAAGAUUAUCGAGCGUGAGCUCGAGGGAUUCGGUAUCCGUUUGAAUCGUCAGCCACCCAAUCUCACAUUCCGUCGUAAGGAGAAGGGUGGAAUCAACUUUACAUCCACUGUCACCACAACCAAUCUCGAUCUCGAUCUGGUCAAGGCUAUCUGCGCAGAGUACAAGAUUCACAACGCCGAUAUCACACUGCGUUACGACGCAACCGCCGACGAUCUCAUCGACGUCAUCGAAGGAAACAGAGUCUACGUACCAUGUCUAUAUGUUCUCAACAAGAUCGACGGUAUCUCCAUUGAGGAACUCGAUUUGCUCGAUCGUAUUCCUCAUUACGUACCAAUCUCAUCCCAUUUAGAGUGGAAUCUCGAUAGCUUAUUAGAAAAGAUUUGGGAAUAUUUGAAUUUAAUUAGAAUUUACACUAAACCAAAGGGACAAAUUCCAGAUUAUAAUGCACCAGUUGUAAUCAGAGGAGGUGAUUCAUCAACAGUCGAAAACUUCUGUAAUCUUAUUCACAGAACUAUCAUGAAACAAUUUAAAUAUGCUAUGGUUUGGGGAUCAUCUGUAAAGCAUAAUCCACAAAGAGUCGGUAAAGAUCAUACACUUGCUGAUGAAGAUAUCGUACAAGUUGUUAAGAAAUAA